AUGUUAAAGGCCAAGCCGGUACUUUUGUCACUUUUGCCAGUGAUAUCGCUCGUGCUCCUCGUACUCGUGCCGUUCCAGUCCCUCAAGGCCACCCCGCAGCCUGCCGGUCUGCUGGCCUCCACAGAGCACAAACUGCUGAAGCACCACCCGUUUUCCGACGGGCCUGCGGAGCGGACUAUCUGGCAGUUCUGGGAGCGUGGCGAGCUUGUUCCCGAAAACCUGAAACCGUUUGUCAACCGCUGGCGAGAUAUCAACGCCCCAGAGUAUGUCCACCGAUUUCUGGGCACGCUUGCUGUGCGGAAACGGGUGGAUGUGUGCUACGAAAACGAGCCAGAGGUGCUUCGGGCGCUGGACCUGCUGCCGCACGAGAAGAUCCAGCACGAGUUCCUCAAAUACCUCCUAAUCUACUGCGAGGGCGGGCUCUUCGCAGACAUCGACACAGACAUCUUCAAGCCCAUUCGACACUGGUAUGAACCCCGGGUGCUCGACACCCAGCUGCUGGUCGGUGUGCAGACAGACCACAACGCCGACAACUGGGCCGAGCUCUACAACAGACGAUUGACGUUUGGGACGCACAUUUUCAUGGCGAAAAAACACCAUCCGUUCCUGGCCAAGUUGAUCGGCCGCAUCGUCGACUACGUGCACAAAAACAAGGCAAAGAUCCAGGCCGCCAACUGGGAGGAUCGGAUAUCUGCGCUGGACGCCGCGUCUGAGCCCGUCGCCUCGUUUACCGGACCUUCCAUGUUCACAGAUGUUCUGUUUGAGUAUUUCAAUUCGCAGGACUGGAAGCUCGUGUCCUCUGUGUUCAAGGAGGAACAGGCGUACCUGUUCCCAAACGAGGGCUCUGCUACGCGAAAGGACAGCACCGGCCGCACUGAAAAGCACGAGAUGCCGCUCUACGGGCCCAAGGUGCCGAAGAAGACGAAAAUCUCCUACAAAACCUUCUCCAUGGCUGUGGGCCCGGUGCAAAUCAACUCCACCGUUGUCCUGCCCCCGAUCUCGUUCAACGGCCUGCUGGACCUCAACGACGCUACCGGCGGUCUCCAGUACGACAACGACAACUCCAUCUCUAGGGGCUAUGCCUCCCUGUACUAUGCGAGAAAGCUAAACGAAAUAUAA
Ogataea haglerorum is the source of this 1119-nucleotide messenger RNA. RefSeq lists its product as uncharacterized. The transcript has a single exon. Bases 1 to 1119 code for a protein of 372 amino acids. Gene Ontology annotation, cellular component: mannan polymerase complex. The record is from RefSeq and is a predicted model, not a curated record. Gene Ontology annotation, biological process: protein N-linked glycosylation. NCBI's taxonomy places the organism in Eukaryota, Fungi, Ascomycota, Pichiomycetes, Pichiales, Pichiaceae. Gene Ontology annotation, molecular function: alpha-1,6-mannosyltransferase activity.